Molecule: messenger RNA, 5457 nt
Organism: Hypomesus transpacificus
Lineage: Eukaryota; Metazoa; Chordata; Actinopteri; Osmeriformes; Osmeridae
Exons: 2
Coding region: 855-3584 (909 amino acids)
Cellular component (GO): nucleus
Molecular function (GO): DNA binding
Source: RefSeq, a predicted model, not a curated record
UCCACAAAUCUAGCCACUCCUCUAGCCUAUCUAUCAGCUAGCCACCAUGCUGGAGCACCACAGUGUAAAGAAAAACAUGUAAUAAAUGAAAACAGAGCGGGGAAGCAACAGUGAAAGCUGAGCUGUGCAGACAAAGCCCACGUGCUUUCCUACAGCGGAGGUUUUGCCGAGACGACAGCUACAAUUCUGAGGCUUCGAAACAAAACAAGGGACAAAAACACAGACGGGAGUUCUCCUGCAGCGUUCUUCUUCCGGUACGAUCUCUGGGAAACAACAGAGGGGGACAGGGAGCAGGGGCUGCAGAGACAGUAGCAGCCGAUGUACAGCAGCAGCGGGAGUGAGGUACGCUGGAAACAGGGCAGGAGAAGGGGAUUUUAUGCUAAACGACGACCACAGAGAAGCUGAAAGGCGCCAGGAAGAUUGGAGGAGAAAAAUAGCCAGAUUGAGAGCACUGCAAAUCUUUUCCCCACAAGAAUCUGAUGUUUCCCAAUAGGAAUCAGGGUAUGAUAGAAAACACGGUCGUUCCUCUCUCUAAUAAUAGCUUUUUUACAAGGAACUUUUAAAGUUUCAACUGUCAUCCAAAACAAAAACACUUAACAGAGCAGCUCCAGGAGAGGUGGAGAAAGUAGAAGCCAAAUGUAGUAGUAUUACAUUUAGGAAAAUAUGAGUAGUUAAUCAGUGGCCUAUAGCCUACAAAAUAAUGAAGUGCCACUGUCCAGAUGCUUAACCUCAUGCCUCAACUCUUUGAUAAUGUUUAAUUAAAAUGUAUCUGUAUAAAUACUGCUGACUGAACCUAGCAGCCGCAUUGUAUUCACAUUCCCUUGUGUGUUAAAAGUAACAUUUUAAUAUAAAAAAUGCCUCACGAUGAAUCUGUAGCUGCGCCAUCAUCUUCUAGAAGAUCUUAUAUAAAUUCCAUGAAGCUGGAAGUAAUUGAAAUUGCGAAACAGAAAGGAAACCGUGCCGCAGCAAGAGAACAUGGAGUAGAUGAAAGCCUGGUUCGUCGUUGGAGACUCCGCGAAAAUGUCCUUAAAAAGCAGAAAACCACUGCCAAAGCUGCUGGUCGAGGACAACGCUGCCGCUGGCCACGUUUAGAGAAGAAUAUGGCGUCCUGGAUCACAGCCCAGCGAGAUGCAGGGACAGCCUUGAGUACUGUAGCCAUUCGACUAAAAGCCAGUGUAAUGGCAAAGGAAAUGGGACAUGAUGAUUUUAUGUCAAGCCCAUCUUGGUGCUUCCGCUUUAUGAAGAGGAACAAUUUAUUUAUCAGAGUCCGAACAACUUUUGGAAAGAAAUUACCUGAUGACUGGGAGGAAAAAGUACAGGAUUUUAAAUCAUUUAUCCAUGGGAUUAUAAUAGAACACAAUUUCCCACCAAGUAAAGUUGGGAACAUGGAUGAAGUACCCAUGUUUUUUGAUGCUCCCCAAACAGUUGCCAGUGUUGGUGAAAAGUCUGUGAAAGUGACAACAACUGGACUCGAGAGGACACAUUUUACGGCUGUACUAAGUUGUAUGGCAGACGGCACUAAACUUCCUCCGUGUAUCAUUUUCAAACGGGUCACCAUGCCCAGAGAAAAGUUUCCUCCUGGUUGCUUUGUCAUGUGUAACAAGGAAGGCAGGGUCAACAAAGAAGUGAUGAGCGAAUGGCUUAAGGUGUGCUGGAGAAAACGACCAGGGUCUAUAUUUAAUCCGGAAGGUCUCCUCAUUAUGGACUCUAGGGCAGAACACAAGACAGAGAAGAUCAAAAAGACAAUAAAAGAACAGCGUUCACAGCUAGCCAUAAUCCCUGGAGGCCUGACAUGUAAACUUCAGCCAUUAGAUGUCGGAGUAAACCACGCAUUUAAGGUGUACGUUAGAGAGGAGUGGGAAAAGUGGAUGAGUGAAGGCCAGCACAAAUUCACUCCAGCAGGAAAACUUAAAAAGGCAAAGUUUUCAGAUGCCUGUUCGUGGGUGGUGACCGCAUGGAAUAGAGUAAAGCAAAGUACCAUCGUCAACAGUUUUAUCAAGGUGGGAGUAAUGCCAGGUGAAGGUGAAGCUACUGCAGAAAACUCAGACACUGAAAACGAGGACAAUGCAGAGGCAACUAGGCCACGAUUAUCAGAGGAGUUACUAGCUCUUUUCCAUUCAGACUCAGAAGAAAGUGAGUUUGACAGCUUUACUAAAAGCAAUGUAGAAUCAGAAUCUUUCCCUGAAAAGAAGUUGUCUUCACUAGCCAUGGGGAAAACCAAAAGAAAACACAACAUUCAAUUCAAGCUUCAGGUCAUCAACUACGCCGAGCAACAUUCAGGAGAGGCAACUGCCAGACAUUUUAAUAUUGAUUCAAAACGAGUGAGAGAUUGGAAAAGUCAAAAAGAUGACCUUGUAUGCAUGUCACAGUUGGACCAGACGAGAGCCAGGCUAGGGGGUGGGGGGCGGAAGAAGAAAAGCAAUGAGCUGGAGGUGAAGAUGUGUGAAUGGAUCCAGGGCCUCCGGGCCAAACAAGUGAGGGUGUCUCAAAGGAUGAUCAGAAGUAAAGCAAAGGAGCUCUACACCACCUUGAAUGACGGUGGAUCUCCUGAAUUUACUGCCAGCGCGGGCUGGUUGGAAAAAUUCCUUUUGCGCAACGGGUUUUCGGCCCGGCGCAGUACUGCAGCCGCCCAAGAAGAUGCCGGGCAAGUCAUGAAAAAGGUGGUGUCUUAUUUAACGGUCACGACACAGACGAUUGCUCAGAAAGAAAUAAAGGACAACAACAUAAUCGCCAUGGCUGAGACUGAAGUGUGGUUUGACACGGCCAGAUCCACUGACGACCAGCGCAGUGGUCCACUGAGAGCCACAGACCAAGAAAAAAGCCACGUAACUGUGGUGUUGGCCGCUAAAGCGGACGGUACAAAGCUGAAGCCCUACGUCAUCUUCAAACGGAUCCGAGACGCAAAGGCCCUGCAAGGCAUUAACGGCAUUGUCGUGGCAUCCAACCAACAGGGGAAGAUGAAUGACAGACUGGCCGCAGACUGGCUCCAGAGAAUCCUGGGGAAGAUCAGCCUGGCUCCUCGUCUCCUGGUCUGGGACUCGUGCUCUUGUCACACCAGCACUGCCACGACAGAGGAGCUCCACAAUGGCUACAACCUGACAACCGCCGUCAUCCCAGACGGCUGCACAAAAUGGAUCCACGCCCCCGACAUAGUGUGGAACCAGCCCUUCAUAGCCGGUCUUCAGGACUGCUACGACGGCUGGAUGACAGGAGAUUCGGACCGACAAUACACAUCUGAGGGACACUUGAAAGCUCCAACUCCCCGCCUGCUUGUGGACUGGGUCCUCAAGGUGUGGAGCGAGAUGGACCCGGAACUCUUAAAGAAGUCCUUUAAGGCAUGCGGACUGACAGUGGCCCCUGAUGGCAGUGAGGACCACCUGAUCGACUGCUUCAAUGACGGAGAACCGUGGGCAUCAGGUAGAGGGCUUCUGGCUCAGGUAAGACUGCAGGGCCGUAGGAACAGCAGUGUCAAAGAGGAAGACAUGGAGCUGGUGAUCAUUAAGGAGGAGGAGCUUGUUGAGAGCAUCAAGGAGGAGGAGGAGGAGGAAGAGAAGUUUGUGUGUGUCAAGGUUGAGAGCCUCUGAGCCGCAGACUAUUUGUUUUGGACAAUUUUUUCAUUACCAGUUUGCAUGUGCCUUACCAAAUUGCCAGUUUAAGUUAUCUAUAUGAGCAUGUUUGUUUUAUGAAUACAUUAAUAAAUCAGUUAUAUUAAAUGCAUGGUCUCUUUGUCUUCCUUUCUUACAAGUUUUUAUUUCUCCAAAUCUAUUAAUCACAGUUAAUGACCAAGAUUAAAGCUUAGUAACACAUUCAGUUUUAAUACAGUAUAGAGACAAAAGUAUGGUCUUAUUGUAUUACUACACCAGAAUCAAGAUCAUCUAAAUAUCUUCUGAAUUUUCGAGGUUGCAAACAAAAUCACUUUUGUGACCUGAACUCAAUCAAUCAGUAACCCUAUUUUUAAGGUGUAUAUUCUUGUAUCUGUGCAGCAGGGGAGGAAUGACAAACAUCACGGAAGAAAUUCCCCUCAUCAAACUCCUAUACUGGCUGAGACAGGACAGUUGUACUUCUGUACUGGCAGAGACAGGACAGUUGUGGGUCAUAACAGGCAACUGCUCCUGAGCAUGUGACUUCACAAGCCACUGGAGACAUAGUAAGGUGGCUGAGAAACAUGGGGACUUAUUUGAUUAUAACCAUGUGGGUCCCCUCCAAAUCCCAUCAGCUUAAUCAAUGUUGCUCACACACGGUGUAAGCCAAUCAUUUUUCGUCUUGUAAGCCCAAUGUUACAUUCCUGUCAGAAGUCAGACUGUUUCCCAUCCUAUACUGGGGAGAAGGGGGGGGGGGGUUAUUGGCAGGUGACACUGGAAGUAACAGGCAGAGAUUGAGAGAAAGUAAUUCUUGGUCAGGGUCACUUGUCCCCAUCAUCACUCUUCCAAUGUCAUUGAACCCCCCCCUUGCUCCCCACCCUCUGGUCACCAGCCAGCUGGUGGGACCACCCUCUGGGCUGGUCAAGCGGUUCAAGGGUUCAGCUUGUUAAACAAAAAGGCGUGCACCACUUUAGAUGGUGGAAUUCAGGGGGAAGUCUGAGGACAAUCUCCCCAGUCAGGGGUGAGUCUGAACUGGGCAGUGUCCUCAACGCUCAUCCCACCUCCAGGCCCCAGCCUUCCAUCUGUUCCCUCCAGAUGCUUCUGUACAUUAAUCAAAAUCCUACUCAUGGCUCACACAUGCCCCAAGUGACCCCAGCCAAGAUCUAGACCAUCAUACACUCACACACCAGCAAUGAGCGGAACAGUGCUAAAACAUAAAUAAACUAUUCAAUUACUUGUUAUCUUCAUACACACAGUUUAAUUAUUCAAUCAGUUUAAGAUUAGACCACAAAUGUGAUCAAAAAUGCAUGGGGAUGACCAGACUCCCACAAACCCAAUGCCCUUCUGGCUGACAUAUGGAGACCAGGGUAAAUGUUGUAGAGCCCAUGUGACUAAGCCACUGACACACACACGUACACACACACACUCACAGAGCUAUUAGCUUAAGAGGGUAAUGAAACAAAGCAAUGGAAAGCCACUGUGAUGAAAAUAAUGAGUGGGAUUGGUGUUACUGUUGGGAGAAGGAACCAGCAGACAUCUUUCAUAGUGUGAGAAAUACACCAAUGAAAGCCAUUAGCGGCAAAUAACCUGGCCAUGUUUAAAUCAUGUACAGUAGAUGUGUUGUGAACAUGUAGGCUGGGUGAGAGAAGUGACAUGUGGUACUACGCUAGCUAUAUCAGUCCAUUUACUUUCUGCCAAAGCUGCCCUGGGCAAACAAAUAAUGAGCAUGAAUGAAUACAUGUUCAACAAACGCAGGGUGUUCAAACACAGGACUUUGUGAAUGGGUUCAACAUCAACAGCAAUAUUGUGUGGAGCUGAAGGACAGCACUCUAGUUAGGAAGAGUGACACAACCUCCUCGUCCCUCCUCGUCCCUCC